Messenger RNA from Dreissena polymorpha, 6542 nucleotides. Its product is annotated as Golgi-associated PDZ and coiled-coil motif-containing protein-like. Lineage: Eukaryota; Metazoa; Mollusca; Bivalvia; Myida; Dreissenidae. The transcript has 9 exons. Bases 11 to 1414 code for a protein of 467 amino acids. The record is from RefSeq and is a predicted model, not a curated record. Gene Ontology annotation, cellular component: trans-Golgi network transport vesicle; membrane; Golgi apparatus. Gene Ontology annotation, molecular function: transmembrane transporter binding. Gene Ontology annotation, biological process: negative regulation of protein localization to cell surface.
UUAAUGGAAGAUGGCGGCUGCAGUGUCGUUCCGGUGGUUGGAAAUUUUAGAAAAAGAGUUUGACAAGGCGUUUGUCGAUUUAGAUCUGUUGCUCGGUGAAAUUGAUCCGGACCAAUGUGAAUUGACAUACGAAGGGAGACAAAAAAUGACUGCUCUAAGCGCAGCAUUUGCUCAACUCUGUCAUAAAUCUCAGACGAUUUUUCAGACAAAUGCAAAAUUAGAGGCUCAGGUGCUGGACCUAAAGCAAGAAACUGUGGAGCUUGUUGCCAGCAAGUCAGUCCUGGAAAGGGAGCUACACAAUAUGCUGAUGCAGCUCCACUCCUCCCAGCUACAGCUGCAGGCCAGCAAGGGGCUCGAGGUGGACUCAGAGAGCAUCAAGAAGAAACUGGACAUAGAGAUGGAGUCUCGUGUAUCAGAUGCAAAGAAUGAAGCACUGCUAGAGGCCCAAGCAAAGUCACUACAGAGGGAGAAUACAGAACUUAGGCAGUACAGUCUGGCACUGCAGAGUGAAGUGUACGGGGCAAGGUUGGCAGCCAAAUAUCUAGACAAGGAAUUGGCCGGCAGAAUCCAGCAGAUCCAGUUGCUAGGGCGGGAUAUGAAGGGGGCAGAGCAUGACAAGCUGUGGAACCAGUUGGAGGCGGAGAUACAUCUACACCGACACAAGACCGUCAUACGUGCCUGCAGGGGUCGUAACAACAGGAAGAAAAGGCUCCCAAUACCUCCAGGACAUGAUUUCAACUCUCUGCGUCGAAGACACGGUCUUGGAGACGUAAGGAAGGUCAAUCUGCACAAGGGGCCAGACGAGGGCUUGGGAAUGUCCAUCACGGGUGGAAAGGAACAUGGCGUGCCAAUUCUAAUCUCAGAAAUCCAUGAGGGGCAGCCCGCAGACAGGUGUCAGGCCCUCUAUGUAGGGGACGCCAUACUGGCGGUGAAUAAAAUAGAUCUACGCAACGCCAAACAUGCAGAGGGCGUAAAAAUACUUUCCGAACAGCAAGGUGAUAUAGAGCUGGAGGUGAUGUUUGUUGCCCCAGAUGAAGACAGUGAUGGUGACACUCAUGAUGGUGAGGAGGAACAAAGGUUCAGGUAUCGAAUAUACGAUGAGGAAGUUGCAAGCCAGGAUAAUGAGUACGGGAGUCGUCUCCGAAUGAAUUCUCUAGACCAUAUUGACAAUGGUGCAGCUGCUGGACAGACUAACAAUCUCAACUCCAAUCCACCAACACCCACAUCAAACUCACAACCAGCUAGUCCUUACAGAAAUCCUCCCCCUGGCCAAAAGGCAGCCAUUAAAAGCCCUGCCUCGACCCCAGACACCCCAGACAAGGGCCAGCUGUCAGUGGGAUCCCUACACAUAGACAGUGUGCAGCAACAUUCCCUAACCACGGACCAGUCAGCUUUCCACGGAAGUUAUCACUGAAGAAAAAUGUACAGAACUGUUGUGAUCUUAAAGAAUCUUCAUUGGCAAUGUCUACAGUAGUAGAACUUGUAUGGUCAGCAUUCCAAGGCAGUUAACUCGUCACCAAAAUAGGCACUUUGACUUACUAGAUUUUACUAGAUUAAACUUUUCAAAGCUUCAUUUCAUGCCCUCAGAUACUGAUAAAAUCAAAACAGCAUAAAACCUACAGAUAUUAUUUAAAAAAAAAUGUUUAACUGUUUUAUGGUAGAGCAAAAUAUAAGUAGCUGUGGUAUAGUUUCACAAGUGUAUAUGCUUCAUGAUAGCUAGAGAAUCUGUGACUUGCUCACAGAUGGGCAUUGUAAAUUUACUUAGACAUAACAAAGAUACUUUUAGGAGGGAUUGUGUAUGCCCCACAAUGAGGGCAUAUAGUAGUUGUACCAUCCGUCUGGCUAUAUAAGGUGGGUUAUAACAUGUCCGCAUGCCUUCAUUUUCCCCUAUGUAACUUUAAAAUGGGUGGGAGAAUAAAAAGGUUGUUUUUUUUAAAUAAAUAUUUUCCCUAUGGUUUGAAAAUUCACAUGCUUGUUGGUUAAAGGUCAAGGUAACUAUUCAAGGUCAAAGAUCAAGGAUUUUCUUUUAGGCCACACAACGUUAAAAUACCUCGGAGAAUUGAAAUAUUACUGAAACUUAAGAUUUCUCAAUUACUUCAUAAGCCGUCAUUUAUAAUAAUCGCUCCUCAGUGAAAGGUAAGGGUUGAAAUUCAAAUCAAAGAUGACAAACUUUAAUUUCCAUUUUUUUUUAAGAUUUCUGUAUUCUGAAUAAAUAUUCCUCAUAAGGUUAAUGCCAGAAGGUGUUUCAUGUGUUGUGCUUAUGCUCGUAGGUGAAAGGUCAAGGUCACAUUUCUAGUUCAAAUGUUUUAAUUUUCAUUUCAGAAUUAGAACUAUUGAUAAUUAAUUUGUGUCUUGUUCCUUUUAUUUAAUAAUGCAGUGUGCCAUUGACAAGCAUUGUUGCAUAUUUCACAUAAAGUAAAAUCUCUUAUUUAGGAUAUAUGUCUUCCAGGUCUAAAAUGAAAGUCUGUUUCUUUAAGGGACUUGUUCACAAUAUGGCAAAAUGACCAUUUAAAAAACAUUGUCAGAUUUAAUAAAGAAUGUAUGCAAUGAUUUUAAAUAAUACUCAUAACUAAAAAAAUAUUUAAAGUACGGGUUAGUUUAUUGACAAACUUAUGUGUUUGUGACUUAUUUAGCACAAACAGGUAUUGGUAGUACCGACAUGUCAUUUUAACAUCUAUAUAUAUUAUAUAUUAAAAAGUCUGCGUGAUGUAGCAGUAGCGAGUUUGCUUAUGCUUCAAGAGAUACCACGUUCGACACCAGGGCGGGGCAUUUUUUAAACUUGAUAUUUUCCAUUUGUUAUAAUUAUUUAAGACUAUUCCAAUAUGUUUUUUAGUAAAUUCAUUUAAUGGAAUAUUUUUAAAAUACAAAAAUCUGCUUACAGGUCCCUUUAAACGGUAACAAGUUCAAAGGAGAUCUUUGUUUAACAAACAAUUGUUUACAAAUGUGUUCAUUUACCAAGUCAAAGUUUUAGCACAGUUGGAUAUACAUUUCAUGGAUAUGAACACCAUUAAUUGUGAUCUUAAGAGAGUUAAAUCGUACAUGAAUGUGGGAGUUUAAUGUGGAAACAGUUAGUAGAAAAUGUGUACAAUAUUUUACUGGUGUGUAUUGGUGCUUGAUGGUUUAUAUAUCUCACAAAAUAUAUUAAUAUCAUCUUUUUUUUUACACAUGAGGGACAGAUAUUCAUUAUUAUAUUCAGGUAUUUAAUACUUUUUGAGGGUAUACACCAAUUGUUUGAUGUUUUCCUUUUGAACACUUUCUGUAUAGCCCUUUCAGCCGGGUUGUUCAAUAUCUUUGGGAUACAAUUAAUUGACUUUAAACAGAUUCAUCUGGCUCCUUUAACCCUUUCCCACUCAGAAGCAAAGUGAAAAUGCCUAAUUGCAAACAGCACAAAACCAGAACAGCCUUCAAGUUACUGGCCGUCUGUUCAGGUUUUAUGCUGUUUGCUGCUCAUUAGUAUCUAAUUUUUCGAAAUGAAGCCUUUAAAACUAGAAUCUUUUAGGAUAGGUCUUUAAUUAAAUUUAACUUUCUAAGGGACUACAAAUGCGUCAAAGUACAUAUCUAAGAGGUAAAGGGUUAAUAAGGCUACAGUUGGUUGGCAUACUUUUCACUCACAUAUACUCACCCUCAUAAUAUUAAUCUUCAUUUUGUGACAUAAUACUUAUGUAUCAGGGUUUUAUCUGCCUAUUUUGGGAAAAGGAGUCUGACCAAAUUGGGAAUUUUUAUUGACAAAAUUGUCCAUUUUGGGAAUUUUCGAGUCAUGAAACGGUCAAUUUGGGAAUUUUAUCAUGCUUAAAUAAGUAAGUGGUUUUACAAAAAAACAUGUUUUCUUUUGUUAUUUUGUCUUUAAAAACAAACACUGGUAACAGGUAAGUAAGUCACACAAGUCACAGCAUGAUUUUUCUUUGCUUUCUGUCUUUUGCAUUUGAUGGACUUGAACUUGGAGACUGAACAACAACUUUCUUACUAGGCUCCGAAGAAGAAUUAUCGACCGAGUCGGACAAUGGAACAGCCAUGGGUAUUUCACUUGCUUGCACUGCUUGUUCGGGGUUACUAGAGGGAGUAGAAGAUUCAGCGAUUUCCGCAAACAUCGACGUUAUCGUCGAACAUCCUUUUGCAUCUCUUUUUCUUGGUUUUUUGCUGUAGUACUUAUCGUUAUGGGAAGCCAUGCUUGAAAAUAAGUGUCUACAGAUUUGGACUAGAAUGUGUAUUGUGCGGUUCUAUAUACUUGUUAUAAUGCGGAACAGUUCGAACCUUAUAGCUGUCAAUGUUGGCAGAUGCAUCCGGCGAAUACACCUGCUAAAAUCUGAGUCGCUAAAGGCUUAAUUACGUCACGGAUGAAGGGAAGUCACUCUUUCGAUAUAAAUUAUGUUUUUUGGAAUUGGGAAAUAUGUAAUCAAAAUUGGAUUGGGAACGGGUCCAUUUGCUUUGGGAAUGCCUCCGUUGUCCGGAGGCGCAGACAGUGCAAAAAAAAAACCCUGUGUAUUCACUUUAUUUGUUGAUUAUGAUGCAAGUCUUUCAGACUGUUUUAUUAUCACUAAAUUUGGUGCAACAUAUUCUUCAUUUUAAUUGAAAAAUGUGUUUACAUGUUCAAAUAACAUGAUCAUACACAUGUAUAUUUCAGCUUAAAUCAAUGGUAGCACAUGUAUUUGUUAAGGAUUUGUAAAGAAUGUGAUAAAUACAUGUAUGCAUGUAAAAGUCUUAUUUAACACUGAAUGUUCUAAUAUUGGAAUGCUUACAUUUUUACAUCACCUAUGAUGGCAUGAUUGUUAGAAGAUAUUCCUAAGCUCAUUGCAAUAGAGAUGAGCUGAAUUUAAUUCAAUUCAUAUUAUAUCAUUAGUUAGUGUGAGACUGGAUUGAAUGAUAAAUUUUAAGUUCAACAGAUGCGUCAUCAAAUCUCAAUCAUAAUUAAAUAAACACCCUUAGACAUCAUAAGAAUGUUUAGUCAUUUAAUUUUUCAUUCAAAAGCGCACGAUAACUUUGUUUGUUAUUUUUCAUAUAGCAUGUGGUAAUGUUUGUGAUUUUAGAUCAAUUAAAAUAUCCCUAAACAAUAGCUUGGGAGGGGGAAAAACUUUUGUGGGCAAGUUUGUGGUGAUCGUCUAUUUUAAUAUUAUGUUGUGGAGAAUCAAAGUUCAGAUAUAUUAAUCGACUGUGGAGUGUGAAACUGUUGUACGUCUUGUUACAAAUGUUAAGUAGAUACAAUGUUCCAACCUAAACUCUCGAUAUGCAAGUUUUGUUGUCAUAUCUUUAGAUAUCUUUAUAAAACUAUAGUUUGUGAAGUCCAGAAAAGCUGAAAAUGAAACUGGGACAACACUUUCGGCCUAAACUUGAUUUUCGGAAGGAGGGACUUCCUUAAAAUUAAAAAUACCAUUAAAGCGGAAAGUGAAGUCCCUGAUCAUGGCUCAAAUUGUACUGUGAUCCAAAGCUUGCCAUCAUCACCCAGAUACUUGUAAAAUCUAUUAGCAGCACUACUUAUCUUGAUCUACUUGUAUUCACUUUUGUUUCUGCUGUGUUCAAUAAUGCUCCUACAGAUAAUUAAUUGCUUUAUGCUUAAAUUGAUUUACAUGUACCUGGUUACUCAAUUCCAGAAAGGAAUCUAAUGUUUUAAUUAAUUGUAACUUUGGCUAAUGUAUUCUUUAAUAUCAGUGUCAGGUUAAUGGCAGACCUGUACCUUUACAGUAAUGUACCCUUUUUUUCAGAAUAUACAUCUGAUUCAUAUGGAUAAAUAUAAACAAUAUAUUUAUAAUUUUAUGGUUUAAUUUUCUGUUGAGAUGGAUAGAACAGAAGCCAACACUGCAAAGUGCAAGCAAGGGGCUUAAAAAACUGCUGAUUAAUUUAAUUGUACUUAUCUUCCCUUGUUAUGUGUUACGAUCAAAUCAUUGGCAGCUACAAAACCUUGUAGUUUAAUACUGAUGUUAAUUGCUAAUUAACUAAUCUUUUUGUUUGAUUUAUUACAAACCGUUCUUUUGCUGUGAUAAUUGAACAAUCUCAAUUUCCACAAUCAUUCUGGUGCAUAAAUGCUUUAACAGUUAUGUAGGGAAGAUAAAUGAGUUGAUAUGGUUUAUUGUUUUAGUAAAUGAAUUGAUGAUGAAUUUAUUUCAAGUCUUUUUUUAUGAUUUUUGCAAAGUUAUGUUCUUUAAAAACAGUUAUGGACUGUGUCUUUCAAAAAGGUCUGUGUACUGUGUAAAGAUAUCAGCUGAACUAUCCAGAUUGUGGAGUAUUAAAUGAAAUACAUGUUUGCAGAAAUAUAAAAGUCUGAUUAAUGUAACUGUUGUUACUAAUUUACUAUGCUUCGUGUUUUAUUAUUCUGUUAAUGUUUAUUAUAUGUUAAAGAAUUUUAUACCACAUCUGUAUAAUAUUAUAUUUAGAUGUAAACAAUUUCAGCAUUCUGCAUGUUUGUGAUUUCUGUUGAAUCCAUUAUUUCCUAUUAUAUAUUUAUAUUUAUUUUUUUGUAUUUUAACUGUUGGUAAUAUUAUGUAAAUUAUUGGUUUUUAAAUGUUAAGAUCAAUAUGUGAGGGAAAAAUAAACAUUUGUAUUAAACAAAA